This is a messenger RNA of Cygnus olor (mute swan), 9321 nucleotides long. It is a transcript of the gene SPAG17, whose product is annotated as sperm associated antigen 17. Gene Ontology annotation, biological process: axonemal central apparatus assembly; epithelial cilium movement involved in extracellular fluid movement. Lineage: Eukaryota; Metazoa; Chordata; Aves; Anseriformes; Anatidae. The transcript has 49 exons. The record is from RefSeq and is a predicted model, not a curated record. Gene Ontology annotation, cellular component: axonemal central apparatus. Bases 396 to 7052 code for a protein of 2218 amino acids.
CAUGUGGUUUGGGGUAUUUUCACCAAAUGUUAAAUCACACAGAAUAUUUCACUCGUCUCCAGUGUGAGAUCACGACAUGACUCCUCUGUAAUGAAUUCUUUAUCUUGGCAGCCCUCCUGCUUUCUCCCAACUGUGCCUCCCUCUCUCCCCUUCUGGUGCCGGCGCAGGCACAUCUGGCAGCACUCGGGGUGUGAUGUGGCGCUGGGGUCUGCCUCGCCGCCCUCACCUGCAGGCUCCAGCACCGCUGCCGGGGCCAGCCCCGUGUCCCCAACCCGCCACGGCCCCGCUUCCAACCCGGGAACCCCCGAGGGCCCGAGCCGCGGCCCGGGCGUGGGGCGGGCGGGUGCCGGUCGCCAGGGCGACGCGUGAGGCCUGCGCCCGCUGCCGGCACCGCCAUGGGCCCCAAGCGGCCGAAGGCCGCCGCCGCUGCCGCCUCUGCGGGGCCCGCGGCGAAGAGCUGGGAGGCCGCGCUGGUGGCCGCCGCCCUGGAGGAGGAUGACUGGAAGCCUAGCAUCGCUUUUGUGGUUGGGACCAAAAUUGAGGAUGAAAUCCACACAACAGCCUUGUCUCUUGCUGUGCAGGUGCCACAACGGAAGCUCUUCAGCGUGGUGACGCGUGAAGAUAUCUUCAGACAGAUCACAGAAUCUGGAAGUCAAAAGGGAAAAAAGGUUAAGGAUGUGCCUGUGUUCUAUGAGGUAGUAGAAGCAGCCAAAGCCAUUCUUGAUAGUGGAGAAGAGAUUCCUGUAACACUAACUGGAAAGCUAUUGAAAUUUCAACUGCUUUGUCUUAAACAGAAAGACCUUCAGAGAAGGGAAGCUGAAAAGAAGGCAGAAGAAAAGCUAAAAAAGGAAAAAGAUGGAGGAAAAGAGAAAGGUAAACCUCUUGGCAAGAAGGAGAAACCCCCUAGUGCCAAGACAGUUGAGAAAGAAAGGAAAGGAAGAAAGACAGACAUAGCCCCUGCAGUGCCAGCUACUGUUAAAAAGAACACCCAGUUGAAGCGACGAGGAGAAGAGGAAGAGGAAUACAAAUACAUUGAUGAUGAACCAGAUGAUGGUGCCCAUUAUUACUUUAUAAUCUUGGGUUUCCACAACCCUCAGCUACUGCCUGUGAUGUCUGAGCUUGGAGUUAAUGUUUCAAGUGUAAUCAGGAUUUCUUCUGAGAAUUAUGAUCCAUUACAGACAUAUUUGGAAGCAGCUAAACUUCAAGAAGAAUCUUUACUUUCACCUGAAGAUGUUGAAGCAGAGAAAAGAAAGAAAGAUGAAGCUGUCAAAGAUCUGGAAAUGUUUUGGAAAUACCUAGAGCCAGUUCUGAACAGUGGAAAGCACGGAUCAAGUCUCUUUGAUGUUGCCAGACUUCAUCACCUGGUUAAGGAGAAUGCCUUUCCCUCCGACUGGUCUGACAAGGAAAUGCUGCUUGCACUUGGCACUGCAGUGUUUGAAAGUAUUGCUUGUUUAAUGUAUGACUGCCUGGAUUGGAGAAGACAGCAUUGUAACUACUUGGAAAACACCAAGUUUAUUAAUGUGCCUGAAUUAUCAGGGAGCAAAUCAACACAACCACCUGCAACUGAGAUACAACCAGCACCACAGGUUACACCUUCAAAGAAAAAAGGGCAAGCAGAAGAAAAUCUGCCAACAGUAAUUUUGUCACAGGAGGAAGAAUUUCCGGUUUUGGCUGCUUCUAUGGAUAUGAGAUAUUACAAUGACUUGCUGAAUCAGAUUCCUGAGGAAUGCUUUUCUGUGCCCUUAAUGCUGAACUGCAUGCUGGAACAGGUUAUUGCAAGUGAAGAAGACCUUACACCACCUAGUCUGGUGGUGCCAGAGCGCCGGGCAGAUGGGCUACAUCAUACCAUUGCAGGUCAUAUAGCUUCUGUCCUUCCUUCUCUUCCACUUUCUGAGAGUGAAAAAAAGAAUCUCUAUGACUACUUUUCUCCUAAGUACAGUGAAGAAACUGUAACCCCCAAGUACCCUCUCUUAUUUAAUUACCGUGAUACUCUGGCUCAGCGAUUACACCUGCUGAAGGUCCAAGACAACUUAAAUCCAGAAAAGAUUGAACGUGAAAUGAUGGAUAAAUUGCCUCUUAGGGAACUUAUCCAUUUCAUCCUUCCAUCGACUGUAAACAACACUAAACGCUUGGCCAAUGUUCAUGAGCUCAUGCGUUAUUUCACUAGUGAACUUCUGAGUUGGGCUGAAGUAGAAAGAGCCUUCAGAGUGUUUACUUUUGAAAGCCUGAGGCUGACUGGGCUGAGUGACUCUGGUCUCCUGGAGAGCUCUGGAUCUAUGGUUGGAGGUGAUUCUGAAGUGUCUUAUAUCCCGUGGGAUAAUCCAGCCAGGUUUGCAAGACAGCUGAGACAACUCUUCCUUAUGGAAACGAAGCUUAAUGAGAAAUCACCAAGAGGCUCUGGACAUGCAGAAACAGAUGAUAAGGAUGGAAGAGAUUGGUCAGCUGAUCCUGUUUUGAGCAAAGAAUUGGAUCUUUUUUGUUCUGAUCUGGUGAGUCUGGAAAAUAAUGGCCUAGAACCAAACUUAGAAGAAAUAAAAAAGAUUCAGAAGCGUUGUCUGACAGACUGGAGUUUUGCUGAGUAUUUUCAACCCCAUGUUCUUCUUCAGGUUCUGUAUGCUGCAACCCAAGAGUAUAGAUGUAUUGAUUGCUUUUAUCAUACCCAAGAUAACUCUUUACUAAUGGUUCUUCACAAUCCUAUGAAUCAGUAUCGUUCGUGCCAAGAGACUUGGGAUGUUGCAUUACACUCUAAUGUUGGAUUCAGGAACUAUCUUGAGCUGGUAGCCAACUCAGUUGAAGACUGGGUGAAAGAAGAAGAAGUCAAAUACCAAGAAGAGAAGAUAGCUAGGGAAAUAGAGGCUCUUAAAUUGGCAGAAGGCAUUGCAGAAGGACCUUCUGAAUUUUCUGAAUGUGCUGUCAAAAAAACUGGCUUCCCUAAGAAAGCCACAAACAGCACAUCAAGACCUGAGAGCAUAAUGAAGACCAUUCCAGAAUCUCAAUCCAGCAAUGAAGAAAGUCCUUUUAUCAGAGAAGGUUCUCUUAAGGCUUGGAAGGAGGAACAGAAUCGAUUACAAGAGGAAGAACGACUUAAGGAAGAAAAAAAAGUGAAAAAAGAAAAUUUGGGUGGUAAAAAUAAAAGACAGGAGACAGCAAUAUGUGUAGAAAGUGAAGGUUCCAAUAAGAAAAGUUUCUCUUCCAAAGAGAAACUUGAAGAUGAGACAGCAAAAGCCCCUGAACCUGAGGAGGAUCCCAGCAUUCCAGAAACACAUUCUGAGAAAGUGUAUAAGUUUCUCGGCUACAACAUGGGGGAGAGUCUCAUUCAAGUGUCUGGAAUCAGUCACUAUCUUUUCCCAUCUGAUGGAGGACAGAUUCAAUUAGAGAAGAUAGAGUUUGUAAAAGGUCUAACUUUGGUUAAGUUGAAAGUGAUAAAGGACAACCACAAUUUCUUCAUUCAUAUCACAGAUCCCAAGAAAAACUUAACAGGAAUUGAAGUGCAAGAAAGUAAUGAUGAACAUAAAAUUACAUCAGGAAAAAUGAAGAAUCAAAAGAAAGCUGUGAGCAAGUUUGGAUCUUUUUCAGCCACCUUAGAAAAUGGAAUCCAGCUGUCCCUGAGCUAUUAUGGACCUACAGGGAAGACAGCAGAUGAUGAAACAGAUCCUGUCUUAGCAACAGUUCUGAACGUCCCUUCUGUUCAUUUUCCGACUGUGUUUCCUUCUACUACGUCAGCUUCAGGAAAAAAAGAUAAGUCAGUCAAACAAAAACCAGGAAAAUCUCUGCCGUCUACAAAAGCAAGCCAUAGCAGAGUAAGCUCUCCACCACCAGACACCCACAUAAAACAAGAAGAAGGAAAGGUGGAGAUAAAAGAACCAGCUUCCCAAACACAAGUCAUUUCAGAUGCUCUUGCUUUCCGAAGCUUGAAUGUCUCCUGUCCCAAUGGACUAGUAGUAACUUUCCUUGGUGAAAGUUUUGAAGAUUUGAAACGUGAGGCCAAAGCAGGUGAAGCCAAGGAAGAGGAGCCUGAGAAAGGUGAGACCAAAGCAGAUGAAGCUAAGGAAGAAGAGCCUGAGAAAGGUGAGACUAAAUCAGAUGAAGCCAAGGAAGAGGAGGUUGAGAAAGCUGUAACCAAAGCAAAUGAAGCAAUGGAGGAGGAGGUUGUGGAAAGUGGAGAGAAGGAACAUGAGGUUACAGAAGGUGAAAUAAGGCAAGAAGACACCAAAAGAAAAAAGGCGAAACAGCCUGCUCUGGAAAUUCUUGUAAGGCAAAGUUAUCCCCAAAAGAUAAAGAACUCUCAACUAUAUACAUCAGUGGCAAGUCAUAUAGAACAAGAGGUGUCAAGAGUCAUCACUGGACAAGGAACUGUCGUAAAGUACAUGAUGGAUGGAUCUACCUGGAUUCUGUUUGCUAAUGGCACAGUGAGUAGGAGUCCUGAUUCUGGCCCUGUCCUUCCACCGCCUGCAAUUCCAGAUAACACGGAACUGUUACCAGAAUCAGAGCCUUUACCGGAGACCAGCUCUAAGAAAGGAAAAGGAAGUGACAGAAAUGGUGUAUCACACCCAAACAAGGAUGAAGUGUCUGAAAAUACCAUUCAGGGUCUAGCUGAUUCUGAUCAACCUAAGAGGAAUCAGGCAGGAACCUGGAUAACAACAACCCCAUUAGGCAUUCAAGUGGGCACUGAAGGAGCAAAACGAAUGGAUCUGGAGCCAAUCUUAAUCUAUCAGGCAACUGACCCAGCUGAUGGAACGGUUAUGACUGUACGAGAUGAUGAAGUAAUAAUCGUUGAGAAGCUGGAUGGUAGCAGAGUAGUAGACCAUGCUGAUGGUACUAGGAUCACAACUUUUUAUCAAGACUGCAAAGAACUUUUUAUGCCUGAGGAUAGUGAGGAAACAGAUGAACUCUCAGAAGCCAUCACAAAGAAAGUGAAAUAUGUACGAGUAGAAAAUCCCAAGUUUGCUACUGUUACAACAAAUUGUGAGGAUGGUUCUUGUUGUACCAUCUUUGCAGAUGGGACAUCUGUUAUAGCAAAGCCACAGGGAAGAUAUCAGGUUUUACCCAUCAAGACAGGCUCCCUUUUCAUUGAUGAAGAUUGCACAGCAGUUUAUACCCAUGAAGUUUACAAUUUCAUCAGCAAGAAGGAAGUAAAACAAACAGGGAGAUAUGUUAUGAAACACACUUCCAGCACUAUCUGUGAGGUGAUGGAUCCUGAAGGAAAUCUUUUCAAGGUCAUGGCUGAUGGCAGCACAUCUGUGGUUGUUCCUAGCAUGGGCUCUGACAACAAGGAGAACAGAAGUUCAGCAUCAGUACUCCCAGAAGAUAAGAAACCUAUCAUUUAUGAUGAGCAUGUCCCCAGGUUCUUUGUCAUCCAAACGGAUGGUUCAGGAACUGAACUCCUACGGAGCAGGGAUGUAGAAGAGUAUCUCACUGAGGCUUCUAGAGAUUCAGCUGCUGUGGUCUUGCAGGAACCUGUACAAGAACAUCCAGGUGUUUUAAGUAUUACUGUCCUCCGCCCUUUGCUUGAAGCCUCUCCCUGGGUAAUGAAGAAAGAACCAGAGAGUAUUGUUCCUCCAAAUCUUCAGACAAGGACUUGGAAUACAUUUUCUCCUCAUGAGAGGAAGAUCACAGAUCCUCCAGUCAGAACACAUAUUUGGAAGGGUCUCCACAUCGAAUCUAAAAAGCAGCCGUGCUUGCCAGUACCUGUGCGAAAAUGUCCUAAUAAACUGCAAAUCCGUCAGCUGUUCCAGUAUGAGCCACUCAGUGACGAACUGAGAGAAAAGCUACAGCUUUCUCUCAAGGAAUACAUAGAAAACAUUUUAAAGCAGGAAAGUGAGCUGGAAGAGAUGAAUGUAAAAGAACCAAGAACAGAAGAUGAAAAAGAGAAUGCUGCAAAUCUCCUUGAUCUGGUUACGUCCUUCCCUAUCUGGGAGAAGUCAUCUGAAGAUCUCGGUGCCAGAGCUGACAUAACUGAGCUGUAUGAACAUGCAGUCGCUUCCCAAUGCCAGCAUCACACAGAGAAGACAGUCACUAAGCAAACAGAGGAACAGGAGCAGAGUUUCAGCACAAAUGGACAAACACCAGUGUCCAAAUGGCAGAGCAAACUACAAGAGUACAGGAAAGAACUUGAUGAAGAAAAGGAAACCUUAAUGGCAAUAAGAAACAAAAUAAUUCCUCCAUAUUUUGAAUCAGAAUUGGGCAAGGCAUUUCUCUCAAAAAAGUUUCCUGAUGUGGAAGCACUGUCAAAUGAACUUCCUCCAGUUCCAAAAAUAGAAAGUGAAAAUCUCCUUUUAGAGACAAUCAAAAACCCCAGGAGAGCAUCUGAAUGUCUCAACAGCACAAGUGAUUCUUCACCAUCUCCAGGUCUUCUGCUGAAGACUCAUUCAAAGCAAAGUAAAGGUUCCAGCAGUGCAACAGAUCUAAGCAAGGCUGCACGGUCACAAGAGAUGCCCUUUCAACUUAAAGUUCAGAGUCUGCUGGUGAAUGCUGCAGGACAGCCAAGAAAAGAGAAAGUGAGAUUACCAUCUUCACUUCAGGGAAGAAAACCAAACUCCAUACCACACAAAAAGAUAGAAGAUCCUGUUGCAGGAAAGGUCAACAUAUCUUCUCUUGCAACAACAAAAUGGCAUCAUUGUGGCUUCCAUCUCAUUCCACCUAGAGUGACAUUUGGAGUACUAAAGGAAGGCUGCACCUAUGCAACCACUGUGAUUCUGAAGAAUGUUGGCAUAAACUUUUCAAGGUUUCGGGUGAAGCAACCACCUCCGCACACUGGAUUGAGCGUGAUGUACACACCAGGACCUGUGGCAGCAGGAUUGCAGGUUGAACUGGAGAUAGAAAUAUUCGCCAUGGUAAUUGCAGGGGAAGGUACUGACGGUCGUGAAGAAAUUUCCCAUGAUAUUGAAAUAUUAACGGAAACAGAGACCAUUCUCCUGCCUGUGAGAGCAACUGUGUUAGCCACUGACAUCUAUGAGUGCCGCCCUCAAGGAUACCCCCAGGGUGGGAUGGCAGCAGCAGUCUGGACAGUUUCUACAAAGCGUAAGCCGCGGUUCCGGAUCACACUACCCUGAAAACUUUCUAGCUAAUGUCAGAGCCCUGGAAGAAUGAUGUAAAAAAUUGGCAAUAGUGAAUUACCUGAAUUUUAGUCCAAUGUUAUGGAAAUAUUCCCAAUGUAGACUUUUUCAUUUAUUUAAUCAAAAUAACACAAAUAAAUUUUGUUUUCUGUCUGGGAAGGGUAGUCUGAAAGUUGCACUGCCUUCUGUCUGAAUUGUGAACAGCAGAAUGAUUCUUAUAUUUCAGUCCCAAUACUUCAUAAUUGCACUUCAGAAGAGUGCUGAGUGCAUCCUGAUAGGUUUAUUUUGUUUUUAAAAGCGGUUAUGUUUCUACAGCCCAUGCUGAAGCACCUGAAAUUUUUUAAGUACUGAGCAGCUGGUUUCACUGAAGUCAACAGUGACUCUGAGAAAGAAGCUGUAGCAGGAACAACUGAUCUGCUCUGGUCUUCUAAUUCCAACAUUUCUCCUUGCUUUCACAAUCAGAGCUUAGCUUUCUGUGCACAGACCGUUCACCUACCUUUAAUUAUCUUCAGACAGCAGAUGGGGAUUUUGAGUACAAAGUUGCACUUGACAGAGGAAUUCUCUUUAUAUCUUCUUGUUCACCGUCAGAUAUGAUUAUCUUCAAAUGCUCAUUUUUUUCCAUCAUGAAAGACUGAAACGCUUAGUGGUGGCAUUUUCCCACUUUUGUUCCUACUUAAGUAGUAGUGACUAAAGGAAAUGUCUUAAUCUCUUUCAGAGAUACCCUAUUCACACAGCCAAGUGUAGUUCUGCUUUCUUUUUAUGAAUUUAUUUCCAAUGAAUUGUUUUCCUGUGCUUCAUCCUUUUUCACUAUGUGACUGAGAGAUGGGGAAUUUUCCUUGAGAAUACAGAUGACUUGUUCUCUCAACACUUCUCAGUGACUGAGAAUCUCACAACUGGGGAUUAGACAAUAGCUUUCACCGGUGUGAAACAUAAGCGUCAGUUUCAAACUCACCCAUCCACAAGGGUUUGUGACAUACAUAUUCCAAUUAUAAUUUGACCCCGCAUUUUCAAGUGAUUUCCUGGUCAGGUUUGUAAAUCCAGAUUUCACCAAAGGAACAGCUAGCUGAGGUACCCAUCUACCAGAACUCUGGUAUACCAGUUGCAGGUACAGACUGGUCAUGAUAUACAAAUCAGAGAAAAUGAAGGGAAAGUUCAAGGGGAAGCCCAUGUUAGCACCUAUGGAGGGGACUUCCCACCACCUCAAACACCUUUUCUUCCAAGAUUCUUCCUGAAUCCCAGUGACAGCAAACAGAGAUGAAGGUGAAGGAAUUCCACCUCCUCCAACUCACCUCAAAGGAGUCACCUGUCAUCAUCAUGACAAGAUCAGAGUGCAUCACUCUUCUAUACCAUAAUGUACAUGCUUGUCAUCAGUCCCCAAGUCUAUGUGCACCCAUGGCCAGGACUUUUCUCCCAGGGCUCCCAGAGGAUCAUCAAACAGCAGCUCAUUGCUGAGGUUCCCAAAUAUUUAUCUCCCUGGCAUAAAGGUUAAAGACAGAGCACAUCACACUGAAGCACAGAGUCAGUCUCCCCCUUUUGGUAUCUCUUUCCUCAGUCAUCACUGUGAAGGUGCACUGUAGUGUCAUGAGCCACCCCUCCAUUUGUAACGCUUUUCAUCCUUUGUUUUCCUGGUGUACCAGCCUUUUUCAGCAGCAGUUGACAAGGAUACAAGACUUCAAAUAUUAUUACCAACACAGUUCAUCAUCCUACUGUUGCACAGUGCUUCCUCUCCCUCUCUCUUAUGGGGGGUCUCCUUUAGACGUAAAGGAAUAGAACAGCCAGGAUGGAGAUGUUUGAAUGGAGCUGUUCAAUCUCAUGUUUCAUCUAUACCUACAUAAAUAUAAAAUUAUAGAGGCUCUCAGAAACAACUGGCAGAGCUGUAUGAAGAUUGCUAUUUCCAAAGAGUCUGAGACCUCUCUCCUGGAACUGGAGUACGAAGUUGUGCUCUAUAUUUAAAUUACCCGUUCUGAAGAAACAAGUGAACCAUCAGCCCCCAACAGAGUUACUUACUAACAGCAGUUAUUCUCUGAGCACCUGAAGUGCUGCUAAAAGAUUAACUAACAGAACCGUUUACCUUAUGUACAAUUGCUAGUAACUGAACAUAAGUCAAAGACAGUAGAGUCAGUAACAACUGGGAUGCAAUUAAUUCAGAUGAAGUUCAAGUUAAAAAGAAGCCCCGCUUUGAGUACCUGAGUCAGACCUGUAAGUCCAACAGUAUUAUUAUUUUUAGUGAAGUAUCCAGAACCAGCUCCCACCACAUUAACAAAAC